This is a messenger RNA of Pelodiscus sinensis (Chinese soft-shelled turtle), 1099 nucleotides long. The record is from RefSeq and is a predicted model, not a curated record. NCBI's taxonomy places the organism in Eukaryota, Metazoa, Chordata, Testudines, Trionychidae.
GGCGAGGUAAGGAAUGGUGGGACAGGCCAGCCCAAGAGCGACAGUGGGAUUCAAGAAGGCAGACUUGAGUAAACUCAGGGAGUUGGUAGGCUAGAGCCCAUGGGAAGCGAGUCUAGGGGGAAGGUAGCUCUAGAGAGUUGGUAGUUUUUCUGGGUGACACUUUCGGGCACGGGAGAGACAGGCAGUCUGGCCAGAGACCACCCAGGAGAGCUCAUUGAUCUGAAAUUCAAGAUUUGAGUCCUGUGAAAAGCGGGGAGUAGGUCACACGACGGAGGAUGACUAAACACGUAACUGAAGCAUGCAGGGACGAGUGCUUGGCCGGGCUGGGCCGGGCCUGGUGGACGUGGUAUGCCGACACUGGCUCUGUGGGGGUGGGAGGUGGCCGUGCCAGGCACAGGGCUAACCAAGGGCUCCUCUCUACGCCUGCGCAGCUGCCGGUGGUGUCUGUGGUGAGAGACGUCGAGUCCCAGCUCCUGCCCAACGUGGGGGCCAUUGUGACGUGCAAGGUGUGCAGCAUUAACUCCCGCUUUGCCAAGGUGCGCAUCCUCUACAUCGGCUCCACGCCGCUGAAAUCCACCUUCCGAGGUACCAUACGGAGAGAAGACAGUACAAGGUCAGUCGGCUGCUGCCUGCUUGUUUCUGCCCAGCGCUUGGCUGCCACCCUCUUCCCUGCACAUGCGGUGGAAGUUUACAAGAGUUUCCGUCCUGGGGACAUAGUCCUGGCUAAAGUGAUCUCCCUGGGGGACAUGCAGUCCAACUACCUGCUGAGCACUGCUGAGAAUGAGCUGGGCGUGGUAGUGGCUCACAGCGAAGCAGUGGCACAGAUGGUGCCAAUCAGCUGGUGCGAGAUGCAGUGCCCCAAGACUCACUCCAAGGAGCUCCGCAAGGUGGCCCGUGUGCAGCCGGAGUUCCUGCAGACCUAGUGGCCCCUGUGCUGCCAGAACCUGCACCUGCUGGAGCAGCCACUGGACUUUGAAUUGCCUGGGGGUUAGUGGGGUGUGAGAGGAGAGCAGGGUCCUCUAAGUCCUGACCUGGGCCCUGUUCUCAAGCUAGGCUUUUAAACUGCUGAGCCAGGAACAAUAAAUGUUUUCCCAUGAGA